Messenger RNA from Spirodela intermedia, 66 nucleotides. The record is from the annotation of a GenBank genome assembly. Lineage: Eukaryota; Viridiplantae; Streptophyta; Magnoliopsida; Alismatales; Araceae.
AUGGAGGCUGGACGACGAUACAACUUCCGUUCCAGAGAGUUCACCCGGAACGAAAAAGCUGUAUAG